CACUGAGACACAAGAUCGCGGUACCCAUCAUAACUUCGAGAAGUUGAAACAAGAGAUACAAUUUCUUCCUAAUUUCCCCGCUCUUUGGAACUGCUAUCAUAGCGUCCGCUCGUUGGUAGAAGUGGUGGGCCUGAUCGUUCGCCAUCCCUUAGCUCAACCGAGCGGGCCGAUCUCAGACAAACUACGACUACACUAAUGAAUUCCGUCAACCGCCAAUCCUGACCUUUAUACAUCGAUAAGCUGGAUCGGCAGCAUCGCGAGAGCGCUACAUCUACCUUUUACAUGCCGAUGAUAACAAGCCAACCGUCCAUAGGAAGCCGCCGAAUAGUCCAAUGAGUCAACCAGAGUCCAGCGGUGUUCCGCAGCGAAGUCCGGACCCUGCCAUCGGCGCCAGCACAAGACGUGCAGCGAGGGCGUGUACGACCUGCCAUUCCCGCAAGACGCGUUGCGAUGUCCUCCAGGUCGGAGUUCCAUGCACAAAAUGCGUGGAGAACGAGUUCCAAUGCUCCAUAGAGCCUAGAAAGAAGAGGCGGAGGAAGGCCGAAAUCAAAGACUCAGAUUCCCUCGCCAUGCCCCGUGUCGCUUUUCCUGAGCACAUCAUCCGUCACCAGAUUCCUCACUACAAGUUCUUCCAGAACUUGACGCCGGUUGGAAAAUCCUCCCUGCGAUCCGGAAAUGGCGAGCGAUUGAUGAGUCUUCCUAUUGUGCCGCGCGAUGAGUCUGCCGAAUUGCAUGGAAACCAUCGACGGGUUGGGCCCGAGGAGUUGCGCUUCUUGAAGGAGAUGCAUGUUCUUGACCUGCCGCCGAAGCCUGUUCUAGAUGAAUGUGUUGCGUCGUAUUUCAGAGUUUUCCAUUCUUUCUUUCCAGUCAUAGAUCGUCCCUCCUUUUUGGCCAGAUAUCAUAGGAAGGGCAGCGACAACCCAGAUGAUCCAGACGCGCCUAGCAUUCUCAUUAUCCAAGCUAUCAUCUUUACAGCAUGUGCAUUUGUGCCAAUGGAGUGUAUCACAAAGCUUGGGUUCUCAACACGUCAGCAAGCACGAAGCUGUUUCUACACCAGGACUCGAUAUCUCCAUGUGUUCAAUUACGAAUCAGACGACAUUGUGACUAUACAAGCUUUGCUUCUCAUCAGCCAGUACUAUCAUUCCAUGACAGAACAACGGCAUACCUGGUUUUGGGCACACCAAGCCAUUUCUCUCGCUCAAGGAGCAGGCCUCCACCGAGACAGCGGUCACGCUCCGCAGCGAAAGCUGUGGGCUAGAAUCUGGUGGGCGUGUCUCAUCAGAGAUAGACUGAUUACUCUCGGAACCAAUCGCCCAAUGCACAUCAAUAGCCUGGACUGCAAUGUUCCUAUUCUCACACCGGCCGACCUGGAGGAGGAAGACGAUACAGAGAUCGAUAAUCUCACCAAAGCAAUCUUCGUAGAUUUUACAAAGCUGUGCCACUACAUGGAAGGCGUUCUAUCCCUAGCAUUUGCCCCACAGGACACGCUGAAGGAUCAGAUAACUGUGUGCGAGACAACGUUACAUAACUGGAAGGCGAAUUUGAGCGCCCCAUCGCGUCGAGAUGCCGAUGGGACUGUACAGAUGACUCACGGGAGCAUUGCACUCGUCUACAGGACAUUUCUUCACCUGAUAUACAAUAUCGUUCUUACUGCCCUGUUGCAGUCAAAGAGCACACUAAGCAGAGACCCCUCAUCCAGAUCUCCCUCGAUGGACGUCGUAUCAGUGGCAGCCGACUCAGCCGUUUUAGCGGAAGAAUCUACAAGAUUCGGAUUAGUAGAAUACUUCCCAACGCCUAGUGUGACGGCUAUAAUGCCCCCGCUCACGGUUCAAGUUCUCCUAAUGCGCUAUUCGAGCAACGCGGCAGAGGUUGCCGAGGCGAAGAUUCGAUUUUCGACUUGCAUGGAGGCCCUCCAUCGGCUCAGUUACAUUUACUGGCACGCGGGCUUUUAUCACGACCUCUUUCUACUUGCGGCAUCAUCUGGUGGCGCGGCCUCGUCGAUAUCCACGCUAAGACACCAAUCGAACCAUCCGAGUCAACCCGAACAGCCUCCCCAGCCAAUUCAAAUUCAAGCCAUGCCAACUUCAAUCCCCACCCAGACACGGCAGGAAACUUCAGGACCACGUUCUAUCAGUCUACUAUCAGAUCGAAGUAUCGAAUCAGAUGCAUCCCGUGUGCCCGAACCCCCAAUUUUCGCUAAAACUUCUAUAGCAGCACUUCUUGAUAGCUCAGUAUCGCGGCCGACGCAAUCGACCGAUCUGGAAAACCUCCCAGAUGCAAUAGACCUGGACUCUGAUGGUGUCAAAUCGUUGAAUUCUCAAGAACAAAUACGUAUGUUUGAAGAGUGGCUCAAUGACAACGCCCUCUUUUCGACGCUCUUUCCGACAAUGUAGCGUUAUGUGCAGCAUAUACAUUAUGUAAUGAUAUCAUCGAACAAUUAGUUUCAAUCAAGUCAUAGCUUGGGACCGCUUCGAAUGCGCAAACCCUGCUCGCCUUUCCAAAAACUGCCAUUGGGGAAUUGGUAUUUUAAAAUCGCCUCUGGCUUAUACUCCACACUAUAGCCGAUCUCCCACGGCGUGACGAAGUAGCCGUCCUUUAAUUGCACUGGAUGUUUGAGGGUCUCAUUAAAUGAGUUAAUGUGCUCUAGAAGACUCUUUGCUCCCGACACGCAGAUGUAGUC
Aaosphaeria arxii CBS 175.79 is the source of this 2680-nucleotide messenger RNA. RefSeq lists its product as uncharacterized. The record is from RefSeq and is a predicted model, not a curated record. Gene Ontology annotation, molecular function: DNA binding; zinc ion binding; DNA-binding transcription factor activity, RNA polymerase II-specific. Bases 333 to 2393 code for a protein of 686 amino acids. Gene Ontology annotation, biological process: DNA-templated transcription; regulation of DNA-templated transcription. The transcript has 5 exons. Lineage: Eukaryota; Fungi; Ascomycota; Dothideomycetes; Pleosporales.